Molecule: messenger RNA, 1641 nt
Organism: Giardia duodenalis
Lineage: Eukaryota; Fornicata; Diplomonadida; Hexamitidae
Exons: 1
Coding region: 1-1641 (546 amino acids)
Source: RefSeq, a predicted model, not a curated record
AUGUACCCCGAGAUCCCCAGUCGCCAGUGGGUCUAUUCGACGACUCUUUGCAUAGACGCUGCCGUUCUUCCUUCCAGCAAAAGACGCAUGGAUUGUCAGCAUAAGGAAGGUGCCUUGUUGAGCUUGCAAACCGACCUGUGGAGGAGACUGGAUUCCGAGCUGCCUUACCCCGUUUAUGGGUACAUGCUUCCCAAAACCGCCCACAUGGUUAUCCCCAAUUAUGUAGUUCUGAAAACGUUGGCUCAUAUGAAUGCAAAGGAGCUGAGCAAGUUCUCGUUAGCAAUAGAAUCUUACAUUGGCAUGCUCAGGCACUUAAACUCGUUUGUCUUGGCUAUGCACGGGUAUAUAACUACGUUAGUUGAUAGAUGUAAGCCCUUGUUGGUCUCCAUUUCUCCUCCGAGCCUCUCUUCCUUAUUCGCCAAGUCACCCAUUUACUUGGAUCUGGCAUCAAUCUUGCCAGAGGAUGCAGCACAGAAAUUUAUCAUCUGGUACAGGGAGAUGAUGUCCUUUCUUUUGGAACUGAGUAUCUGGGUAAAGGAGCUGGCCAAUGCUCAAUCCAGCCUCAGCCCCAUCAUUCACUUGGUCACUGGAUACUCCUGCUUGAAAGAUAUGUGUAGGAAGCAGGAGAUUGCUUGUCAGAUUGUUAGAUUUAUGGCCGAUACAGAGUCAAUUGAAACGUGGAUUGAGCAGGUUGAAAGGCACAGACAAUCAGAGAAGUUUGGUGAAGAUUCUGUGGCCCCCAACUGGCACGACCAGCAGCUCUUAGUCAGAAACUGUCUGCAUGCGAUAAGCUCCAUCGCUUCUGUCGAGCUUGUAAAGGGCUCGAAUCGAAUAGAACGCAUAGAUAUAAACGCGGAUGUCUCAGCCUUAUUUUGCUCCCGUCAAUGGUCGGGGAGCUCAGAAGCACGUUUUAAGCUAAUUAUACAGGAGCUCACGGAAAAUAGGCAGCUCUUCUCUAGCUACAAAGCAUUCCUAUGUGAGCUGUCUUUCUUAGACGAUUUGAAGCGUCCUAAGCUCAGGGCUAUCUCCUCAGCCGUGCCAAAUUUAUCUACUGAUGGACAAACAGUCCUGGACAGGAUCUGGACAGUGUGUAGUUUUGCAUACACAAUUGAGACAUCCCUGAAGAACAGGGAUCACUUUAAUUCACGCUUCUAUGGACUUCUAGAGAACAUGUACAGCUUUGAUCUAGACGCUAUAUUAGCGAAUUGGAUAGGGGUUGAUGAGAUGUUAUCUUUGUACUUUAAAUUCAAGGAGCGAGUGGCUAAGACCCAAGAGUACAGCAUACUGUUGGACCAGAUCAUUUGCACCGUGGAUUCUCUCUCAUCUGUAGGAGACGAGUAUCUCCGGCUCAAUCCUGAUGUGGCAAACAAUGAUAUCCGUAGCAACAUAGCUGUGCCUCUCUUCUCUUCUAAUAAUAAAAACACAGAAAUGAGCAGCAUUAAGCAUUGUUUGAUGAAUAUGCACGAACUGUUGGCAAAGUACUUGGAUCUCACAGGUCUCAGAUACACAGAUGUCCUUAAACACGACCAUCUGCACUUCUACGUACUGCACCUUCUUCAAAUGCCGAAGAGCAGUGCAGUCGCAUUGUCCAAUGAUGAAAUCUCUGACAAGAUUCUUAGAAAUAUCGACUCAAUCAGCUAG